AAGACCGAUGUAUCGCGAUAGCGCGCACGAACGCACAUCGCUCUUGACAAUUUUUCGUGUGCGUAGGAAUCGAAUUACGAGCACGUGGUGAUAAAAGAAAUUAAACCAUGUCGAGGCUCUAAUCCGGGAUUUAUCCGCUAAUCCGUGCAUAAAUAUACACAUGUACGACAGCUGUGCGUGAAGUGUAAACGCGAGCGCAUCAUCGGUGUCGCUUACGUGUCCGGGAUUCCUGUGUGCAUACAUACAUACACACACACACACGGAAAGUACAAUAUCCUUAUCCUUCGACCGACUCCGCCCGGCGCCAGGACAAAGGACGGUGACGUUGGUGUCGCCGCGGCAAGAAUCGCAAGCAUCUCUCGCUAAAAAAAAUCCCAAAAGCGCGUUUCUCCCGUCCCCGCUAUUCUCUCUGUCUCUCACGCGCGCUUUAGCGCAUACGAAGCAUAUAUCGAGUCCUCGCUUCCUCCAAUUUCCUUUUGUAUCGCCACUUGCUCCGGCAAGUAGUCUCGUAUACAUAUAUCGCCCUUCGCGUACUAUUCACGAGAUAAAUACGCGUGUUGCGUGUAACACGAGGAACGCCUUUUCUCUCCCUCUCUCGUUCUCUCCUUUCCUGUAUUCUCCCCCCGUCCCCUCCUACCCCGUUUUCCCUCCCUCGCCUCGACGGGACGUAGCACUCCGUCUCGCAACAGUGCGAAAUAUCAUAUAGCGAGCGCCCUCUCGUCCCCUCCAGCACCAGAGGUUCGUCGUCUCCCGUUUCCCGUCGUCCCGACGAAGAAUGGAGGCGACAGCGAAGCACGACUUCACGGCCACCGCCGAGGACGAGCUCAGCUUCCGCAGGAAUCAGGUCCUCAAGAUUCUAAAUAUGGAAGAUGAUAUGAAUUGGUAUAGAGCUGAACUGGAUUCUAAAGAAGGGCUUAUACCAAGUAAUUAUAUUGAGAUGAAAAGCCAUGAUUGGUACUAUGGAAGGAUAACUAGAGCAGAUGCCGAAAGAUUAUUAUCAAAUAAACAUGAAGGUGCCUUUUUGAUCAGAAUCAGUGAAAGCUCUCCUGGCGAUUUCUCCCUAUCUGUAAAGUGUUCCGAUGGUGUGCAACACUUUAAAGUAUUAAGAGACGCACAAGGCAAGUUCUUUCUAUGGGUUGUCAAGUUUAAUAGCCUCAAUGAAUUGGUAGAGUACCAUCGCACGGCAUCUGUUUCUCGCUCGCAAGACGUUAAGUUGCGUGAUAUGAUUCCAGAGGAGUGUCACAGCGUAAAACGAUUGUGUCAUGGCUUUCAGUGUCUGGUGCAAGCACUCUAUGAUUUCACGCCACAGGAGCCGGGUGAGCUCGAGUUUCGACGAGGAGACGUAAUCACUGUUACAGACCGCACAGAUCAACAUUGGUGGCACGGAGAGAUUGGAAAUAGACGAGGACUGUUCCCGUCUACCUAUGUUACGCCAUAUCACUCCUAGGCUUUAUACGGCCGAGUGCACAGAGGUCGUUAUUGGGAACAACGGCCAUCUUAUCCCACCACUAUCACUUACAGGAUUCGAAUCGCUGCGGAUUUGAUAAACAAUAUUUUACAAACCUCACCUAUCGAAUGGGCCGCUAAAGUAUAUUGGUGGUCUCGCCGGAAAGUCUUCUGAUAAACACGAUUUAAAGUGAUCAUAUAUUACAACACCAAGAUGCUCUGGUUGUCGCAGAAGAAUAGUUAACGCGUCUAUUCGGAGGAAAAGAGAAAAAAAGAGAGAAACGAUAGAUUACAUCGAAACGUUCAUGCAUGAAGAUAUAACAUCUAGAAUCGACUUAAAUAUUUAAUCGAUUUGAAUAUUGAAAGAUGUUUGAUGAUAUCCGAGGAUCCAAGAGGAUAUAAGAAUGCGAUUUAUGAAUGUCUAGGGAUCUAAAGAUGCCUAAAAGAUGCCUAAGGAUCUAAGGAUUUAAGCAUUUAUAAAAUUCUAACAAAAAAUCUGUAAUGAUCCUUUAUGUAAGCGUUAUCUAAGUAUCUAUAUAUAUAUAUAUAUAUAUGUAUAUCUCCAAGGAUCUAAGGGUCUCUUUUAGAACGCGAUCUCCACCUUGGUGGAAUCGCGUUCGUGAAUAAUCGCAUAUGUACAUUUUUGUUUCUUUUUCUUUUUUUUUCUUAAGUAAGCCUUCUUUUUGAUGAUUCUAUGUUUUACUUACGGCGUAAAGCACAAAAGUUAGCAUUAUUGUGUAAUUAUUAUUAUCUUUUAUGGUUAUUAUUAUUAUGACUAUUAAUGUGUUAUGUUACAUUUUAUUGAUAACAAUAUAUUAUAUUAAUUAUAGCCGCGUGUGCUUUGUUUACUUGUGCCCAAACGGUACCGAUUAUACUCCUUCGAAUAGCAGCGUCGCGAGAUUACAAGCUAUACCGGUAGCAUUUAUCUCGCAACUAGUAUAACGAGUGACCAGUCUACUCGUUUAUUACAUGCUAGCGAGUGUGCCAUUCGGGAGACUUCCUGCUGUCGUACGCUUUUAGCUUUAUCAAUCGACCGCGAUAAAUCCUAGAAACGGAAACUCGCAUUUCGCAAUCACGCUCUUUAUUCCGCUGGUUUUAAUAACGAUGUUUGUCUCCUGUAAUUAGAGAAAUUAAGAUACUAGAAUAUAAUUUAGAUUCUCGGAUCUAUAUAUAUAGAAAGAAUUAUGUAGUAAAAUUUAAAUUUGGAGAUUUCAAAAGUCUCAAUGUUUAGAGAAUGUUUAUAGAAUCCAAGUACAUCUUGUGACCUAAUAUCACAUUCUUUUGAGACUUAAGUUUACAACAAUUGACUAUUUAACUACGUUAAUAGACUGCUGCUGGAUUACUUAAUUACUUAAGUUUUCAACUCAAAUUAUGUGCAAAUUAGUUAAUAUUAUUAAUAAGAAGAAAACAAGAGAGGAAAAGACCAGUAAAAAAAAACAAAUAAGAGAGAAAAAGGACAGUAUAUUAUAACAAUUUAAAUAUAUUUCACGACCAAAUGCAAUUAGACUCAAAAAGAUGUAUCUAUCAUUAGUAAAAUGAAUCACUUGAUGAAUUAUAUUUAAUGUGAUUAUUUAUUAAUCGAAUUAAAAUUGCUCCAAGAAACUGCUAAUAUAUGCUCUUACUUCAAAAUACACUGUAAAGCAUAAUACUUUUGGACCAAACAAAUGUAUAAUAAUAAUAAUAAAAAAUAACGAAACAAUGUUUAUCCAAGCCUGACGAUCAUAAAUCAUCGCGACUCGCUUUCUCUUUUGUACGAUUGCUGUUUCUAUUGCUAAUUAACUUAAGCUAUAUAAUAUUGACUAUAAAUGUGAGCUGAUAAACUGUGCAUUUUACGCAUGUAAUCGCGUGCGACACAAGUGCAUUAAAAUAUGAAACUUAUGGAGAAGAUGAAGGAAAAUAGCGACGUAUACGCAAAUAUGAGACUUAUAAUUAUUCACUGCUGAUUGUAUGUUUAACACUUGGUGCCACAGUUUCUUAUACAUAGCAAUAACAUCAUAUAAUACGAUUGUAGUUAUUAUUAGCGCGAUGGUAUAACAAAACAUAUAAGAGAGGAUAAGCCAUUAUAAAAUGCUGGUACAAUAAAUGGCAAAUUUCGAAUUGGA
Molecule: messenger RNA, 3548 nt
Organism: Camponotus floridanus (Florida carpenter ant)
Lineage: Eukaryota; Metazoa; Arthropoda; Insecta; Hymenoptera; Formicidae
Gene: drk
Product: protein enhancer of sevenless 2B
Exons: 6
Coding region: 776-1447 (223 amino acids)
Molecular function (GO): protein binding
Source: RefSeq, a predicted model, not a curated record